Messenger RNA from Vitrella brassicaformis, 7202 nucleotides. The record is from the annotation of a GenBank genome assembly. Lineage: Eukaryota; Vitrellaceae.
CCCAUCCAUCCUCACAUAUUCAAGGACGCAAAAACAUAGAGAAACCAUACCACACCACAUGAUAUGCAAUGGCAUCGCGACAUGCACGUACGUAGCAAGCUACCUACCCAGCUACCUACCAGCCUCAAUUAUCAUCGCUUCUCUUCUCGCCUUAUCUCUUAUCUCAACCUUCCCUCAAAUUGUCCUCUUCGAUCUUUGGUGUGUGCCACCGGCCAGCAAACGCAAACCUAUCAACAGAGUGCAUCAAUCAGUGUACGAAGCCACACAAACCCCGUACGCGUGUGUGUGUGUGUGCGUGCAUGCAGAACAGACAGACAGUCAGACAGACGUUCCGUAUCUCUCGCUCGCUCUCACACACUGCGAUAUGAACAUAUACGGAUGUGCGCUGACGCGCACUCGUCAAUCGAUUCAAUCAUCCAUCAAUUCACACAUGGUUCUCUUCUGCCUUGAGCAAAGAAAACCACACUCACGAGACGGCACCGCACGCACGGCAAGUGCCCGCCUCUGGUUGGGUCGCUCUCGCUCUCAGAUCAUACCAUCGGUAAGAAGGGGAAGCAGCAAGGGGAGAGGGAAGACAGCAAGACAGGUAGGCCAGUGGACACAACAGACAGACAGACAGACAGACAAGACAGACAGAUCAACUGCGACGCAUUUAAGAUGAAUGUGUGAACCCCCCUCUCUCUAGCAGUGACGUGUGCAUGUCCACAGUGACGUGUGCAUGUCCACACCAUCGCAUGGCUGAUCUACUCUUCAAUCACCUCGCGUAAGUGUCCCCCUGCACGUUGACAGCAUGCUGGGAGACACUUGCGUGACGGCGUCGAAGGGCACAUCAUCCACAGAGAUGCAGUACAUAACGACACCAUACGGGACACAUCGAUCGCGACGAAAGCAGGUGACGGUCGAGAGCCGAUCGGCAUCGUCUCCUCUGCCCUGCGUGCCGGUGCUGGCGGCCCACUCAGGCUGGCAAUGCCAAGCGAGCCGACAACACCAACGCAGAAGUGAGAGAGGCACAAUGGUCUGAUCGGGACUCACACCGGCGGUCAACCUCCCCACUGUAGCUCGGCUGUCAUGACGCCUCUCUCCCCCUCUCCUUCAUCCCCUCCCUCCCUCUAGUCUGCCUUGGUAACGCGUAGGUGAAAAAUCCCAUGCAAUUGUGCUGCAUUGGUUGUACGUGGGUGUAUGUGUGCGUGAGGUGGGGGCGUGUGUGCGCCGGGAUGACAAAUAGCUGUAUGAACCGUGGAUGUGAAUCGUUGGUUGAGUCAGUCGGUCAUCAGUGAGUGAGUGUAGUCAGUCAAGUACACUUGCACCAGACAGACAGACAGUCAGACAGACAGACCUACCCACGUCCUAAGAGUAAGAAGAGUACGGCCCAUCACCCUCUCUCUCUCUCCCUCUCUCUCUCUGUCAGGCACACAGACAGACGCACACACAGUCAGCCAGACAGACAGGCAGGCAGGCAGGCAGGCACAGAGAGAGGGGAAGGUAGGAUUCACUGCGCAAGAUGGUAGGAGAGGAGUGUAGUAGAGGGUGGAUGGAUGGAUCGAGGGGGAGAGAGGAAGGACCCCAGGCAGCCAGCAACACCACAUAAUCUACAUCUCACCAACAGCACCACCAGACGCACACCCAGAUCGACAUCACGUACACACACGUAUGCAGGAGCGUUAGGUAUGGACUGGACCACCACAAAACCUCCACCUAUCCUAUCUAUCCAUCCGUAUAUCGCACUUCGAUCAAGCAGGCAGGCAGGUACUGUAGCGCUGACUGACUGAGGAAAGGCAUCUGGUCAAUGGCGACCACUGCCCACAAUUCCCUCCUCAUCCCUUACCCUAACCAGCAUGACAACACAUCACAUCACAUCACAUCACAUCACAUGAGCAUUAGGCAAGUAAGUUUUCCCUCCCUCGCUCUCUCCCAUGUCUCUCGUCUGUCCGUUCUCUUUCAGAGAAGCUCCCUCUCUCUCUCUCUGCCCCUCUCUCUCUGCCCCUCUCUGUUCUGUAAACAUCGAUUCAUGUCAUGUAUUGUAUGGGCCACAACAGCCGAGAAAAAGAAGGCACGCACACCACACACAUGAACGGCACGACACACGAAGAGGCGAUGCGAAGAAGAAACACAGCAGCUCCCCACAACUGAGGGCAAAAAAGGGUGGCCAACGACGAUCGCAUAAAUCAGCCAUACCAUACAUCCAUAGAUAGAGAUAGAGAUUGAGAUAGUUACCGCACCACGCUCACCAUCCCUACCCUCCCGCCCAGCCCCAUGCCACCGCCCGAUCCCGUCCGUAUUCACAAUCCAGCAAGGGAGAAAAAUCACAUCUGAACACACAUACAUUGUGCUCUCGCAUCAUCCACCAUGCACCCAUCCACCCACGCAUUCACCGAGCAUCUCUCGCCCCUCCCUCCCUCCCUCCAUCCAGCCAUCCAGCCAUCCAUGUGUGUGUAGCUAAUGUCACUCCUGGUAUGAGAUCAGCGCCGCUAGGUUCGCCAGCUGCGGCGUCACCAGCUGAGCCAUCUCGAUGAUCGACCUGGCCACACACACACACACGCACACACACACACAGACACAGACACACGCAGCAGACAGACAGACCAUGGGCAUCACAAAACACGAGAACCGAUGCCAAUGCAGCACCGUGCACCAUUCCACUCACCUAGGGUUGCCCUUGAGCCGCUCCAUGAUGGGGUGCUGCAUCAGCCGGUCCAUCGCCUCGUCCCUCCCCAGCACGCCACCCUCCCCUCCACCACUGCCCGAUGACCCGCCGCGGCCACUCACAUCCCGCACGCACAGCGGCCGGCCCACCCGUCGCAGGAAAAGGUCCGCCGACGCCGCCCUGUCCAGGGGCAUCAGCUCCUGGGACACCACUUUGACCUUGCCCUCGCUUAUCAGCUGAAUGGGCUUUCUGCUCGUGUCGUCGGAUGGCCCAUCAGUGUUGUUGGGGAGGGUGGAGGCCUUGUGGUGUGGGAGAGGGGGGUAGUUGGGUCGGGUGGAGAGGGAGCAGGUUCGGGCGGAGACGACGAUGUGCAGGCCCUCGAGGCCCUCGGUCAUGUGUGGGUGGAGGUCGUGGUUGAGGACGCUGUGCACGUCGCCCAGGAGCAGCUGCGUGAGCACCGCCUGGAGCCCGCCGGCCUUCAGGAAAUCGUCCACCCCAUCCAACACCAGCAGGCAACGACCUGCCAACACCACACACACAGAGAGGACACAGACACGUGUUGCCGGAGACAACCUUCCUUUCCUCUCUCUGUCUCACCUUUUCGCAGCCGCUCGGUGAGCACACGGACCGUCUCGCGCCACCGCCAUCCCUCCAGAUCGACGUUGCUCUCGCCUUCAUCGCUCACGAAGCUGCCGCCCUCCACAGUGUGUUCAGACGCAGCCCUAUCACGCGCCGACGAUGCGUGCUUGAUGCGACGAUGGCCAGGCGGGAACUGAGGCACCUCCAGCACUGAUGAACCGAACACAGAGAGAGGGAGAUGCCAUGUGAGACGUGUCUGUGUGUCUGUGUGUCUGUGUGGUGUGUGGUUGCUGUCCCUUGUGCGCACCUGUUGCUAGAAGGUUGUGUAUAAUGUUGGUGGUCUCCUUGACCACUCUAUACCCGCAUGACGACCCCUCCACGCUCAGCGGCAGGUUGCUCAACGGCGCCAGGCGCAGGAAAAUGACGCCCCCGGGGAAGAUCUCCUCCCCCCGCAACGCGCAGUACCGACUCACCUCCUCACACACAGCCGUCUUGCCCACCCCCUCCUCGCCAUGCAGCAGCACCAGCCGCCUCCGGUCCAGCAGCUGCAAAACCACCCACACGUCCAAGGUGCGGCCCACGAAAUCCUCUGGGGGCUGGGGGAGGUGCCGCUUGACGAAGCAUGACACCCUGCGAGCUGGCUUCCGCCUUUCUGUCCCAGUGACGGAGGGGGCUGGCUCGGUGCUGACGGAUCGCUGGAUGCCGAACAGGCGCGACAUGAGCGACGGUUGCUGGGCUGAUGUGGGUGUGGGGGCAGGGGUAGGGAGUGUGGUUGCUGGGAUGGAGUGAGCUUGGUCGUCGGGCGUGCUGCCAAAGCCGAUCCACCCGAACACGAUGGGCAGCUGGCGAAUGACCUGCAGACACAUGCAUGCAUCAGACACACUCAUCCAUGCCUCUCUCUCUCUCUCUCCCUCUCCGUCUCUCACCGGGCAUCUGCUCUGCUGCCAUCUCUGCAGCAGCGGGCUCGAAGCAAGGUGCGGCAGCACAAUGCUGGGAUGGCCACUUGGCAGCGCCAUCAGAGACGGCGGCAGUGACAGCGACAGACCACCGCUGCCACCGGGCGAGCACGGCACCGACGAGCACACCGGUCCCGGCCCCCCUGGUGACUCGCCUGACGUCAUACGUGGAGGUUUGCUCCGCUCGCACAGCCAGGUGUUGUUGUUGUGUGUGGAGUGCUGUGAUUGGCCGGAGGGGGAGGGCGGCGAGAGGGAUGGCGGGCGUGGGUCGUCGCGCGGGCGUGGCUUGCUGUUGCUGCUGCUUGCCGAUGGACACAGCACCUGAGACACACACACACACACACACACACAUGCAGAGGAACAGAGAGACGCCCUUACUCUAAUCUGACCUGUGAGUGGUUGCCGUCAUGUGGGAGCAGCACGAAGCUCUCUGCGUCUGUGUUGUAGUUGUGCGGCGCCGACUGCACGGCCGCCCUGCCCAGCAUGUAGGCCACGCCCACGUCCUUUCCGGACGCAAGGGCCAGGUAGAAACCCGCCGUGAACUGACGAGCCGCCUGGUCCUGCGCAAAGCAGAGAGAAUGCAAUGCAGCCACAUGGAUGAUGCACCCAGCCCAGAAGGAUGUGUGUGGGGGAGAGGCGGAGAGGGGUUGACCUACCUGUACGGUGUUGCUGACACAGAUGACGUGUGGGAUGCCGGCGGACGCGAUGGCCACACCGAUCUCAUAAGAAUGACAACAGUUCAAAAACACCAACCUGUCGGCCGACACACAGACAGACACACGUCAGCCAUGAGCAAAGCAAACACAUACCCCCCCUCUCUCUCUGUGUGUGUAGGUGCUCACUGCACAUCUGACGAGCAGCCCUCAGCGUUAUCCGUAUCGUCGACCGACGAGGCACCGCUGUACACGGCCUCCAGCAGAGUCCGGAAGAAAGCAGGCGUCGCCACGUGCGCCGACCCCCUGACAAACCAAACCCCGCCACGCAGAGACACAAGCGACAGACAGAGAUUGCACGUGUGCAUCGAGUGCGUCAUGGCCCUUGUAUGGGGACAGUACCUGCCGUCUUCGAAGGCGAGGCCACCCUCAAGCCCGUGUGCGGACAGGUGCAGCAGCUGCCCGCCGCCGAGCGUCAGCAAGGACCGCAGCGCAGCCGUGGUCGCAACACUUGCCUGAGCGAUCCCAUCCACACAACCAACACACGAGACACACACACAGAAUGAAUGAAUGGGCAACCCGCUGUGAGACGUGCUGUGCGUCUGGGCGUGUACCUCGAUAGCGACGUCGCUCCUGCCUGCGGUCUGGAAGGCGUGUUCGAGAGUGCGGAGCUCCUCGUACCAGUCGAGCGGGGGAAGCGGGCACAGCUGACCGUCCGGGCCGCACAUCGUCAGCGGCGAGGCAAAGAGAAACUUCACACUCAUCCUGUCACACACACACACACACACACACAUACAGAGAUGACAGAACCAUCCAAACAUGUCUUUGUCCAUCUUCCGGCGGCCAGCUUACGCGUCGUCCGCUGCCUCGUUCUCGCUCGCGUCAUCCUCCUCCUCCCACUCGUCAUGGUCAUGCUCAUCGCCAGCAUCGACCGACGGCCGGUACACCUCCGUCUCGAAGCUGCCGUGCGUCCCAUCCGAGAGAAAUGAGUCAAACAGGCCGCCCAGGAAGGGCGCGUUGCGCGAUGAUGAGCCGCUCGACGCCUCGUCGGGGUGGCAUGGCGAUGGCGAUGAUGACGACCGGCGAGUGCCGCCGCAGCCGGCGAAGUGCAGCAGCUGGUCGAUCUCUGAGGGCUCUGCUGUGUGCUGGGGGGUGGGUGUGGCCACUGAUGGGGGGGGCGGCAUGGGGCUGAACGAGGAAGGGUGCCUGUGAGAGGUGAAAACGGCCGGCAGGGAUGUGUAGGUAGUUGUCUGUGUGUGUGUGUGUGUGUGUGUGUACUGGUAGGUACCAUCCUGUGUCGUCUUCGGAAAGAGUGCGGUCGACGUCUGGCUCGCUCGGCACAUACGAUGUGGACAAAUUGCCCACCACAGUCAAACCAGACCUGACAACAGCAACAACAACAGCAACACACACACUCACACACACAGAUGCACACAAGACGCCACACGUCCUUUCUCACCAGCUGGACUCUUCGCUGGCGGUUCUGAACCUUACGGCAGCCCUGCCGGCCUCAUACCCAUCCCUCUCGCCAUGGUGAUCCGACGGGCAGUAGGGAGUGGUCAUGACCUCACUCGCAUACUCGCGCUGCUCGUCCACCACCGGCAAAUGAGACGACACCGACCGCUCACGACAGCUGUCGUGAUGAGGAUGGUGCUGGUGCUGGUGGUGGUCAUCGCUUCUCGGCGACGAGAAGCGGCGGAAGGACAGCCACCUCGACAGAGAGAACGGCCGGCUCUCGUCAGCUUCGCCGCCAUUGGCAUUGGCGUCAGUGGCAUCGUCGUGAGGCACACUUGCUGAGCGAGAAAGGGUGGGCGAGUGAGGGCUGCUGGGCGAUGGGGGUGACUGUGGCGCUGAGGGGAUCAUGCGCUGGUGCGAGGGGUCGGUAGAUGGGCUGUACAGGGCUUCCCCGCCAAGCAGGUCACUCAACAUCUGACACGAGACACACACACAGAAAGGCGUGAGUGAGAGGUGCAACCGCGACAGGACGUCUCACGACCAGUGCAGGCAGCCUCAGUGAGACCAUCACCCACAGCUACCCCGCCCCCCUCUCCUCCCCACCCCGUCCCACCUGCAGGCAGGAAGACGUCCGCUGCGACACGGGUGCGUCCCUCCUGAGCAUCGAGGUGCAUGGCGGGUCAGGGGUAGUCGCGCGGCAGCUGGAGGACGACCGCUCCAUCGAGGGCGUCUUGCGGGCCAGACUCAUGGUGCAGGGGUGGUCAGAGGGGGUGUUCACGAAGGGGAGGGUGUGUGCGUCAUUGACACGGCAUCUUGGCAAAGAUCUGUCGAUAAAGCCGUGGCACGUGCAUGGCCCUGGCAGACCCUGCACAUCCUGGGCCUCCUGGAAGGGCGGCAACUCAACUUAUGCUUCGA